Chiloscyllium plagiosum (whitespotted bambooshark) is the source of this 9052-nucleotide messenger RNA. Lineage: Eukaryota; Metazoa; Chordata; Chondrichthyes; Orectolobiformes; Hemiscylliidae. The record is from RefSeq and is a predicted model, not a curated record.
AUGAUUUCACUUCACUUUACCAGUAACUCAACUUUCAGGAACAUUGCCAAGGAGAAUGGGCCUCUAUGGAGGUUUUGCCUUAUUUCUGAGAAACCUGGUGAAAGGCCAAAGUUCAUAGUUCAGGACAGCACCAACUGGGAAAGGAGUGGGAGAGGAUCUGGAGAUGUGAUGAUUAGCGAGUCUGAGUUUGGCUUUUACAGCCUGAUGAUUGUGGAUGGAAAGAAGGACUUCGAGAUACUGAUCUGGAACCUGGACACUGGCGAGCCUGUAAAGAUGAUAGACUGUCAUACAGAUGUCAUCCUCUGCAUGUCCUUUAACACAGACGGAAGCCUGUUCGCUACCACCUGCAAGGACAAGAGGCUAAGAGUGAUUGAGCCACGGGCUGGCAAAGUCCUACAGGAAGCAAAUUGCAAGAAUCACAAAGUGAACCGAGUGGUGAUCCUGGGGAACUCAAAGAGGCUGCUCACCACAGGCAUGUCCAGGUGGAACACCAGGCAGAUGGCCCUCUGGGAUCAGGAAGACUUAUCGAUGCCAAUAAAGGAGGAGGAAAUCGAUGGGCUCUCCGGGCUCUUGUUUCCCUUCUAUGAUGUUGAUACCCACAUGCUUUACUUAGCUGGAAAGGGCGAUGGGAACAUUAGAUAUUAUGAAAUUAGCACGGAGAAACCGUACUUUCACUAUCUGAUGGAAUAUCGUUCCCCUGCUCCACAAAAAGGGAUGGGUGUGAUGCCAAAACAUGGGCUGGAUGUCUCCAUCUGUGAGGUGUUCAGGUUUUAUAAGCUGGUUACGCUGAAAGGAAUAAUUGAACCCAUCUCCAUGAUAGUGCCAAGAAGGUCUGAAACGUACCAAGAGGAUAUCUACCCAAUGACGUCUGGGACUGAACCUGCACUCACAGCAGACGAGUGGCUCAGCGGCAUGAACAGAGAUCCAAUUCUCAUGUCUUUGAAGGAAGGUUACAAAUCAACAAACGUUGCUUUCAAAGUGCCUAAAAAGGACAAGAAGAGUGUCGUUGUAAACGGAAUCGAUCUGUUAGAAAACGUGCCUCCUCGGACGGAGAAUGAGCUCCUUCGAAUGUUCUUCCGUCAGCAAGAUGAGAUCCGGAGACUGAAGGAGGAGUUGACACAGAAAGAUGUGAAAAUACGGCAAUUGGAAUUGGAGCUGAAAAACUUGCGAAACGUCCCAAAGAGCACUUGAGCUGACAGCUACUCCCUCAUCCCUCCUGCAAAUCACUGAAAUACCAUAACCUGCAGGCUAUAAGACCCCCAGUACUAUAGGGCCUGUUUUUAAAAAACGCGCACACAUAGAAUUCUUCCCCACCUUCCCAAAAGACAAGAUAAACUGGAAGUCACAUGUCUUUUUUUUAAAACAAAAAAAUUAUUCAGCUAUGUGCACAACCUAAUGCAAGAUCUGAGAUGGUCUAUGCACUGUAUCCCAGCAGGUACCUGGCGAGCUAAUUUCCUGUUCUCAUUAGCAACUUUGAGACAUAUAUUUAAAACAUUUCUGUGCUAGUGAACUGUUUUACAUUAAAUAUUCCAAGGUGCCUCACAGAUUCCGUCUUUGUGAGCUUUGCCCAUGCAGUUACUAGGGUUAAAGCGAAGUUUUAAUACGUGAACUUAGAACAAGAUCAGGCCAUUUGGUCCAUCAGAUCUACUCCUUGUACAGUCCAUGUAUCACUACCUCAAUCGUGGACUCUCCUGCUCAAUUUAAUCACAGUUGUGUUAGCUCCAUCCCCCAAUAUUAAUCUCUAACUAGUGUAUCAGGGUAAUGACAGUACACAGGCUAAUGAAGGAACAUCGAACGUUGAGUCUGACUGGCUUUCAUACUGAGCUCAUUACUGUCUAAAAUUCAAGUGUCCCUACAAUGGAAAACAGAUUCUCAAGAUCCAGAGUAGUUAUGGCAGCAUUAGAAUGGAAUAUUGUUGCUCCAUCGAGUGAGCACUCUACAAAAUACCUCCCAUCACUUUAUUUCAACUCCAGCUAUGACAGAUAGGAUGUAAGGCCCAGUCUGUUUCCACCUCUGCAAGGCCCAGUCUGACUCUCCAUCUGCAAGGCCCAGUCUGACUCUCCCUCUGUAAAGCCCAGGCUGAUUCUCCCUGUGUAAGUCCCAGUCUGUCUCUUCCUCUGUAAGGCCCAGUCCAAUUCCCUCUUGUUUGGUGAACACACAGCUCCAAACUGCCAACUGUGAGUUUUGCCCGUGCUACUAUUAGUGAUAAAGCGACAUUUUAAAAUAAGAGAACUUGGAUCAGGCACAGGCCAAUAAAUCUACUUACAGUUUGACUUCGAGCACUUUGAAGGCCUUAAGAUUGUCUAGUGUUGGAAGUGGAAAUGUCCAACUAUGAUGCAGUAAAUUGAGAUUGUCCCUAAUGAUGAUGGUAGGUUGGAUGUGCCGUAUCUGAGCUGGGAGCUUGGGAAACAAACAAUGGGUGAAAUGGAGAUGGUGACUCCAGACCUCCCCAGCACAGACAGUCUGUAAACAUUGAGUACAAAAAUAUCUCGCCCCUCACAACUUUAGUGAAUGGGGACCACCAGAUACUGGGGCUCACCACAAAGAUUUUGUGCUGUAGGAAAUUGUUGAAAGGUUUGAUUAUAUAAACUUGAGUUUCCUUUAAAGAGGAUAUUACAGUCCCUUUUAGGGCUUUAGGCCCCAAAUUUAUUACUGCUCUGUGGGCGGUAGAUUCCACUUGAAAUAUAAGUCUGUCUUUUGAAUGAUUGUGUCUGUAGGAACAAGUCAGUUGUAAUAGCAAGUAUGAUCUCAAUGCAAGGGUCUACGCACAUAAAUAUUGGGCAAAAAGGUGAGUUGGGGCAACUGAAAACUACCUAGAACUCCUAUUUUGUCCUUGCCACCUUUGAGAUUGAAUAGAAUAAUGUUUCUUCCAGCUGCCAAUUUCAAGGGUUUUGAAAUGAUCUUGGGCUGUGUCAGUUCCUGUCCCAGUUCACUUGAUCCCUGUUCAACACCAAACUCCUGAGAAGGCCAUUGUGUGGCCAAUGGAAAGACUGAAACUCUGAACGAGGAAGAGGAUGUUGUUUGAGCUUGGUGUCUGAGAUCCAUUGUUGGGGUAGAGUGGAGGGGAUGUUACAGUUCCGUCCAAAGCUGUACUUGAUGAACUUUGACCCUUUUCAUAAGAAAGGGGCCAAUCACGUUGCAGAAUGGGAGAAUGUGCUGUCAAAAUUGUGUUUACAUUUUUUCCACUUUCCUGCAGCAGAUAGUGAAAUCAACAUAGAAAUCACCAUAGAAUCACUACAUUGUGUAAAUGUCCUCAUUCACCUUUCACGGAAUACCUAGGAACAUGUAGCAAGACUAGAGAGCCCUGUUCUGGCUGAUUACAAUACACUACCUCCAACCUUUUCAUCUUCAAUUGGUUUGAAUUAAACACCUGAUCCCAGAUGAAGCCUAAGCUACGAAUGAGAUAAAGUGAACACUAUGAACUAUAUAUUCAUAACUGCUUGAUGGUACAGUUCUUGAAUGUUGUUGAAAAGAAAGACAUGUGACUGAAGCUUUUCCUCUGGAAACAUCAGGACACAUGCAAGAAUGCCAGAUUUCAAGUGUUCACAAUAAUUUAUACUACAGGAGAAAAGAGUGCUAAUGGGCUGACUGAUUGAUUCUGAUUGUUGUGAUUGCUUGAAAUUUGGCAUUCUUGUGUUUGUCUUGAUGAGUACAGGAGAAUAAGAUGCAGUCAACUGUCUCUCUUACAAAAGUUAUGGUAAUUGCAAGAUUUAUUCAACUUCUGAAAAUAAAGGCAGGCCUCUUCCAUACAAUUGAAUUAUUUUGCAAAACACUAUAUAGGAUGGAGCACUAUCACUGAUGCUCUGAUUAGCUUCUUGUUCCCAGACAGACUCUGACUGAACCAUUGGCAAGAUUUCAGCUAACAUCUGACCCCAAUUCCUGAAGAGAUAUUCUUGCACAAAGAGCAUUGGUAACAUAUGGGGAAGAUGCUGAUAUUGUCAAAACGUGGUCCAUGAAAAUAUAACUUGGGGCAGUUAGAAAUGUUAUAACUUAUUAUCAUUGCACAAAGUCAAGAUUUUCCCCUCUCCCUUUCCAACUCCAAGUUGCCAAUCUAGCAGAUAUUUUGAACAAUCACUUGGACGUCAAUUACAUUAGAAUGUGUGAAUUGAAUGGGUGGCUAAAUGUUCCAAACACUAUGAACACCUUGUGACUGCCAAUAUUACAGUCAGUGUGGUGAGCAACCAGAGACAUAAUUAGACUAACACUUUUGCACUUUGCAAACUCCACCACAUUUAACAGGAUUAAGGCACAGAUACAUGCUUGGCAUAACAGACUAGAAUAUUUAUUCAAUACAGUCACAAAUGUGAACAAGUCUGAUAAAUAAUCCAUCAUCAUGUCUCCCCGACAGUCUACAGGAUCUGAGUAUGCCUGCUUGUUAAAUGGGUCUAGUUUUCACUUUUGUGAGAAGGUCAGUGAAGAUCAUACAGUAGAGAGAAAUGAAAAGUGAUUCCAAGAAGGUGUAGCCUGCAUACCCAUCUCUUCCCCCGUAGCCUCGUCACUUUGUUCUAUGGUUUUGAAGACCCACAGAGAAGGUCGGUGAAAGAUCUUUUGCAUUUUCCUGAUCAACCUGUUCACAGAUGCUCUUUUGUACCUCCCUAGCAGGUGGGACUUGAAUCUGGCCUCCUGGCUCAGAUGUAGAGCACUACUGCUGGACCACAAGAGCCCUCCACUUGUUCUUAUACUAUGGUUUCUCAUGGAGUCCUGCAGCUUUUCACAUUGAAUUAAUGUUGAAAUGAAGUCAGUGCUGUCAUUGGAGGCAAGCACAGUAGCAUAGUUAGACAAAGCAAGAUCCUAUGAUCAGCAGUUGAGAUGAAUGAUGGGUAAUUUUAUGUUGGCUGCAGCAGGGAAUGUUGGACAGGAACUUCCUGCUAUAAGUGUUGCCAUGGGGUCUUGUGAGUCUAUCCAGACAGAUGGAGUCUCCAGGGCUAGGAUGUAGUCUUCAGGAAUUCAAGAUUCACCUGCUGUGCAGGCUGUGAAAACCAUUGCCAAAGCAUUUUUAAGAAAAACUAAUGCUUGUUUCCAUUUACUUUAAACACUCAGUUAUAAAGAUAUUGGAGAUGGGACAUGAAAGGUGUGUUUGCUUGAGGGAGCUGGUUGAAGACAGUCCAUUACAUGAAUCAUUCAAGUGGGCAUUCAUUGAUAAUUUGGAUAGAAAAGGCAAGCAAGAGUAUGGAGCGAAGGCAAGAGAUUGGCACUUGGUCAUUGAACUAGUAUAGGCACAAUGGGCCAAACAGCCUCCAUCAGAGCAAUUCUAUGAUUCUGCUCAGGAAUUCCAAUAAGACUUGGCAACCUUUCAGUUUGUGUGUGUGUGUGUGUGUGGUUGCCCCUGGAAAUGAGGAGGAUGCUUACUGCUGUCAGGUAGCUGUGCAUUGAGUCUUGUAAUGCAGGCAGACUGCUGUGCUGUAACGACCACCCAAUCCUGGCUGGCCAGCUGCACACUCUCAUCUAGCCUCCUACAGAAUUUACAGCGUGAUACAGUCUACUUGGUUGCAGUAUUCCACCCUUUCAGUGGCAAUAAAGCCCUGAUGUGGGACCUCACCUGGACCUUCUGGCCCAGAGGAAGGGAUAUUACCCACUGGCACCUGAAGACUUCCUGUUGCCUUUCAAUUUACUGUCCCAUCCAAAAGAUGGCUUGUCCAUCAGAGGACAACUGCUCUCGGUGGCUUCAGCCUAGACCCAGCCGAGACCCAGGCUGAAGCUCUGGAGUGAGGUUUCAUCCCACAAGCUUCAGGUUCCCCACAAUGUGUCAUCUUGUAAAGUGCCAAUGCCAACACACAGCCUCAGCUGUAGGGAGCACAGGCUGACAAUUCCGGCAUGCAGUCUGCUCCAGUAGCUAGUCGUCAAUUUGGUGUUGGUUCACCAAACCAAACACUGGCAAUGGAUCGGAGAAUUACAAAGACAAGGCCAAGGAGGGAAUUAUGGUAUUUGGUUUAGAAGAUUAUAGUCUUUAAGGUACUAGGACCAUGGGUAUGCUGUGCUCAGGAUCAUAUGUGUGAUGGAGGAUCGGUGGGACUAAUUUAGUUUGGGAAAUUUGGUCAGCAUGGACGAGUUGGACAGAAGAGCCUGUUUCUGUGCUGUAUGACUCUCUAACUCCAUAAGCGGCUAGAGGGGGAUUGUAGAGAUUUGGUGCACGUGCUCUGUUGGCGCAGAGCAAAUCUUCGCCUAACCUUCCCUCAGGAGAUUUGUAAUGUGGCAGAGUCAGUGGCAGAGCAGAAGGUAUCACUGUUAUUUCUGGGAUUGAUUUAUUAAUGUGGAAUAGCACAAGCCUUCAGUCCUGUAGCUCAGAGGACAUCUACCCACCUCCAUCUAUCAGUGAAGGCGUGAUUUCCCUUCACUGUUUCAACAGUUCCAAAAUAUCAGAUCGCCCGGAGGAUGUCACCUUGCUGUUCAUUCACAGAUCAAGAGUAAGACUAUGUCUUUGACUCAAACUUUGAGUGAGAAGUUGGGCCUCACAUUUAGUGUCUAUUUCAAAGGGCACUGUCCUAUCUUCAAACAACAUCAGAAUUCCCGUACAUCAAAUGAACAAGUACAUAGAUGAUAAACCACCUUGCAUGUUCCUAUGAAUAUUAAUAGGUAUAUUUUUUCUCCUGUUUUUGACAUUCUCAAAUAUCAGAGGCUGAGCAUGUUUUCUGUGUAUUCCUUGGACAGGUCAUGGCCCUGCAGCUCAGUAAUGGGAAUCUUGACACUGAUUACCCAUAGAGCCAAAGUACAUACAGGAGCCACCAUAUUUAACUGCCUGGUCUGCUCUGGAAUUCAUUCUUAAUUAUGCCAACAGGUGACAGUACACAAAUGUUCCGUGAGCCCAAUAUUAUCGCUGGGAAAAAUUAAACAAUAAUUGUAGAUAUUUUAUAACUGAUCUGUUUUGAUAUGCUCUUACACACCUGUGGAGAUGGUGUGACUUGUAUCCAAGUUCUUCUGGUUCAGCAGUGGGGACGCUGCCACUGUUUCCCCUCGAAACCACAACUGUAUGAACCGAGACAUUAAAAUAUUGAAUGCAGAAAGUAUUUGAAGGGGCAGAGUUAACAUGGCAAAUUCUCUGCUUAUUGGAAAAGAGACUCAGGGCUCAUGUGGUACAGUGGCAAUGUACUGGCCUCUGAGCCAGGAGGCCCAGGUUUAAGUCCCAACUGCUUCAGAGAUGUGUAAUAACUUCUCCGAAUAGAUUGAUUCAGAAAGUAUCUAGAAAAGAGCUUGAAUGCUCAGGAACAUUUCAAAUGAGUUCACUUCCUCAAUGUGUUGAAUGUUACACAAUGAAGCACACGUUUCCAUUUAUAUGGACUUGCUUGAACUCUCUGGAUCAUGGACCUUCUGAACAAAUAGGGGCAAGCUAAUGUUCAAAUGUCAUAACCAGUAAUAAUGAAUUGGCCAACUCUGAGUGAAAGAGCCAGGUUUGAGUCACUUUGACCGUGUCAGUGUAGACCAGGGGAGUCACUCCGCAAUACCCGCCUGUUUCUGAGUUCCUCACCCCCCUCCCCCAACCCCGUGAAAUGUAUUUAUUGCCUUCAAUCUUGAUAUUUCACCUUUUUAUAAAAAGGUGAAGAGAAACCUAAAGAGUAGCAGCUGGCCUGAAGUUAGCAAUUAUACUGUUUGAUACAGAAUUGAAUAAUGCAGGUCAGGAAUGAAUCUACUCCGAUUUUCUGUCUGUACAGAGUUUGCUGUGAAGCAGUUGGGUAUAAUCAGGUGGGUGUGUGCAUUAAUAGGGCUACAGGCAAUAAUUAAAAUGGGAUCAGAAUAGUUCCUGCUGAGUACCUGCAGCAUUUUCUGUCGUCAACGCUAACUAUAUCUGAAUAAUAUACAAAAACCUUACACCUGUUAGAAACCUACAAUGUAAAAAUUUGUUUUAUAACAGGAACUGUCUAUGCAAUCUUGUCACAGUGCAAAUGCACCCAGGGUUUAUCAGUGACAGUUCCCAUUAAAGAUAUGGAUAUAGGUAUUCACAAUGGAGGUAUGAAAAUGAAGACAAGAUGGAGACUGAAAUAACCCUGAUCCACUUAUGAUACCUCACUCAUAACCCUCUUCACCCAAAAGCUUGUUUGUGACUGUCAAUGUGACCAACUGACAAUACUAUUUUAAUAAAUGAAUCCACAAAUACUGUAAUGUUGAGGAUUUCUGGCUCAGCUUGAGCUGAUUCUGUAUUUGGCUGUCAGGCUGAGACCAAGGUGUAGUCCCUCUCUGAGCGACUGCCUGGGAGACCACAAGACAUGCUGUGAAACCCACCACCCCAACACAUUGUUACUACACUGUAUCUCACACUCACAAAAUACUGUUCAUAUUCUGUGCUGAGUAACAAUUACGAAUAUGCAGAGAUAAACUGCGAAUGUAGAAAGGUACACACGUAAUAUGCUUUCGAGAAAAUACGGCCAUUAUCUAACUAUGGUUGACACAAUCUCAUUGAUUCAUGGAUAACUUACACUGUCAUCUUGUUUUGCCUGGGCUGAAGAGGUCUGUUUAUCUGUGAAAGUCUAUAUUUUCACUGGAGGAAAUCUGGGGAGAAAUCUAAUUAUUUCAGUCCAUGUGCCAAGCAUCAAGUAUUAAGACUAUUGUUGGGACAGAUAUUUGCUUGGGAGCAGUGAGUUUUGCAGUAAAAUGAAAACUUAGCAGGGAAGUCAUGGUAACAUCGCAAUCCCAGAGUGAUUGUGGUAAAGGAUUAUGAAAAGAAAAACUCUUUUAGCAAAGAAUAGACACUGAAGAAAUAAAUAAAAUAGGCUGAGAUUCCAGGAUCUAAACUAACCAACGCAGGCAACAGAGACAGACUUUCAUAUGAGGUAAUGCUAAUUGGCCAGACUUCGUGGGGGUAGGCAAGUUAGAUAAUGUUGAUGCCUUUUUGGAUAGUGAGGCGAUGAAUUAGCCACCUCUUUGUGAGAAUUGUUCAGAAUAGAUGGUAGUUAAAGACUCUGUGAUAUGUAUGCACUGUACAUUUUAUUUUUGCCUAUGUAUAAUGUUCUACCCUGCCAUCAUUGUGUAAUGUGAAUACUCAUUUCUUCAACUAAUAAAAGUCCUGGUCACUGUGAUUUUACCUUUCUAAAAAUCACAUGAGCGCAUUCAAUAAUAAUAA